GCCACAUUGCCACUGCAGCCUGGCUGCCACGUCCACGCCAUGUCUGGCCUUCCAGCUGUGACUAGGAAUGGGGCCACGGGGCAGACUCCUACUCUCGCCUGGCACGGGAUGCAGUGGAGACAGGCGCUGUGAAACCCCCCAUCCUGGAUCCUGGUCGUGGUGAUUGUCACUGUCUCUUUCCGUGGCAUGAGAACAGCCACACGGGGUCAGACCAUAGGGCUCAGUGCCCCCGAGGGAGUGAGCAGAUUACAAGCUGACGCGGGAGAGCGGGACGGAUUUCCCCAUCCCAGUGAUCCCGGCCGGGCCCGACGCGGAGACGGAGAAACUCAUCCGGGAGAAGGACGAAGAGUUGCGGCGGAUGCAGGAGAUGCUACAGAAGAUCCAGAGACAGAUGAAGGACUCCCACUAGCACCCAGCCCUUCCCGCUCUUGCCCCGCUCACAGAAAUGUUUACGUCAAGCCCCAGCUGUCAGGGCCAGCUCUGCUGCUCAGUUCCAAAAAGGCACCCACAGCCUUACGCUGAUGCAAUGGACUCUCGCUGCGCUUUCCUCCAGCGACACACAGGAAAUAAAGGCUGAUCUGCGCCCGAGCUUCUGCAGCUGCCCCUUGGCCCCCCCCCCAUGCCAGCUCUGGCUUGGACUCAGCCUGCUGCCUCGGCGGGCGCCUGCAACCCCCACCUUGCACAUCCGCAGCUGAUUCCCCAAGGUCUGAGUCAGGCUCAGCAAGGAGCCGUUUUCCUCAGGUUGAAUGUGUGGUGGCCGGCUGUCUGCGUGUGGCCGGCUGUCUGCUCGUGACUGGCUGUCUGCGUAUGACUGGCUGUCUGUGUG
Pelodiscus sinensis (Chinese soft-shelled turtle) is the source of this 826-nucleotide messenger RNA. The record is from RefSeq and is a predicted model, not a curated record. Lineage: Eukaryota; Metazoa; Chordata; Testudines; Trionychidae.